Protopolystoma xenopodis is the source of this 366-nucleotide messenger RNA. Lineage: Eukaryota; Metazoa; Platyhelminthes; Monogenea; Polystomatidea; Polystomatidae. The record is from the annotation of a GenBank genome assembly.
AUGAAUGGGGCCUUGACAAUUGGCACGUUGGAUGGCGCUAAUGUUGAGAUAUGUGAAGAAUUAAAGGGCAGGGAUAUCUUCAUCUUCGGUAAUACUGUCGAACAAGUGGAUGCCUUGAGAGAAAAUGGAUACUCGCCACAAACCUACAUUAAUAAAUGCCCUGAACUGGCAAAGGUCCUCGAUCAAAUAUAUUCUGGCUUUUUCUCGAAAGACGAUCCCACUCUCUUUCAUGAUCUUCAUGCCUCUAUUGUGGAUGGUGACUUUUACCAGUUGUGCGCGGAUUUUGAGGACUAUUUACGCGCACAGGGGGAGGUCGAGGCGGCUUAUCUGGCAAGUUACUAUGCAAUUCAAGAAUAUUUUGAAUGA